Molecule: messenger RNA, 912 nt
Organism: Diaporthe citri
Lineage: Eukaryota; Fungi; Ascomycota; Sordariomycetes; Diaporthales; Diaporthaceae
Exons: 2
Coding region: 1-912 (303 amino acids)
Source: RefSeq, a predicted model, not a curated record
AUGGCACCAACCUUCAACUUCGAGACCGAGGCCAGCGAGCUUGUGGCACAUUGUGCACCCCAAAUUGAGGGAAAGAUCAUUGUGAUCACAGGUCCCUCGCCGGGUAGCCUUGGAGAGAGUUUCGUCAAGCAAGUCGCUUGCCCAACUGUCAUCGUCAAGUCCCUCGCCCUCAACCUCCUCUCCUUCGCCGACGUCCGCAAAGCCGCUGAGACACUCAACUCCUGGGCUGAUGUGCCUCAUGUCGAUGUCCUGGUCAACAACGCCGGCAUCAUGGCUGUACCGUACCAGCUGACCGAGGACGGGUUCGAAAGCCAGUUUCAGACAAACCAUCUGAGCCACUUCCUCUUCACCAACCUCAUCAUGGACAAAAUCCUGGCGUCAAAGGCCCCACGCGUCGUCUUCGUCUCCAGCCACGUGCACCGCAUCGGCCAUAUCCGCUGGACGGAUUACAACUUCAACGAGGGCAAGCAUUACCAGCGCUGGCUGUCGUACGGCCAGUCGAAGACGGCCAAUGCGCUGACGGCCCUCGCGCUCGCCGAGAGGCUCGGGUCCAAGGGGGUUCUCUGCUUCGCGCUGUGCCCCGGCGUGAUCUUGACCAACCUAGCAGCCCAUGGCCCCGACGACCAAGCCUCCUUUGCUGCGGACCUGACCAGCAUGGACAAUGUGCACGGCAACAAGUCGUUGUGGGGCAUGGCCGACAUGAAAUUCAAGACCUUGGACCAGGGCGCUGCGACUCACGUGUUCGCUCCGGUUGAUACCGGUAUCAAGAAGCACAACGGCUCGUUCUUGUCUGGUUGCCAUGUUGCGGAUCAGAACUUGGAAGAGGUCUAUUCUUGGGCGACUAGCAAGGCUGAUGCGGAGAGGCUGUGGGAGCUGAGCGAGGAGCUUGUUGGGCAAGAGUUCACGUUCUAA